AUGGACGAUGUGUACAUGGGAAGUGACGCGGGUUACGACAGCGGUCAGGUAUGGAACGCGCCAGCUCUCCCGAAAGCUCCGACCUUCAAGGGCUCGACGAAGGCAGAACAACGUGUUUUUAUGCGCGAGUACCAGAUGUACUUGUCGCAAAUUAACGCGAUGCAAUGUGUCGGUUCACGUCCGUUUGCUAUGCUUGUCAAUGCGUGUAUGGACCCGUUUUCCAAGCGGCGCAUUGCCCUGUUCGAUCUGAACAAGGAUCACAAUGCUGUUACGGAAGCAGAAUGGAUUGCGUGGUUCAACGCGGCGCUCGAAGAAGAACCCCAAGACUUGGACAUUCUGAAGAAGCGCCUGGCGGCCGCCAUCCGAUUCGAUACUGGACGCUGA
This is a messenger RNA of Aphanomyces invadans, 384 nucleotides long. RefSeq lists its product as hypothetical. The coding region runs from base 1 to 384 and encodes 127 amino acids. NCBI's taxonomy places the organism in Eukaryota, Oomycota, Saprolegniomycetes, Saprolegniales, Verrucalvaceae. The record is from RefSeq and is a predicted model, not a curated record. The transcript has a single exon.